Molecule: messenger RNA, 260 nt
Organism: Closterium sp. NIES-65
Lineage: Eukaryota; Viridiplantae; Streptophyta; Zygnematophyceae; Desmidiales; Closteriaceae
Source: the annotation of a GenBank genome assembly
AUGGCCUCCCCUAGCGUUCUCACCUUUGACGUUGACGGUAGGGCUGUGGACUUUGAGGUCUGGGUAGAUGAUCUACACCUUUUCCUGCAGUGCGAUAGGGCAGACGGCCUCUCCAUGUUUGACCUCACUUCUGGUGCCUCCCCUGCCCGUGCUGCUGAUGCUGACGCCACUGUUCGCUCACAGUGGGCCAUGCGCGAUGCUGCUGCUCGCCUUGCUGUGCGCCGCCACUUACUGACCACUAAGCGUGGACACUUUAGCUA